Lobosporangium transversale is the source of this 580-nucleotide messenger RNA. RefSeq lists its product as hypothetical. The transcript has a single exon. The coding region runs from base 265 to 528 and encodes 87 amino acids. Lineage: Eukaryota; Fungi; Mortierellomycota; Mortierellomycetes; Mortierellales; Mortierellaceae. The record is from RefSeq and is a predicted model, not a curated record.
CUGGUAGAACAAACCAUCUCCAAACAUAACGAGCUCUCCUUGUCAAUAGUCAAUUGGCAACCUCCAAAGCGAUAAUGAGUAUCCUUGUGACUGAGGAAAAAUCUGUAAUUUCGAUCUUCUGGCCAACUAUCAUAACGCCAGCAGUAUUCAUCACCAUAUAUACUAGCUUGGCAAUGGAUCUUGCCCGCAAAUGUAUGGAAUGAUUGUUGGCAAGGUAUUCCUUCUUCUCCUUCUAAAUAAAACUCCUGAGGUGCCACUCGGAGCAUGAUCUUGGGACGUUGUUCAGAGAUAUACCAAAAAAUAAUGGCGGGAGGGUUCAAUAGCUCAUUACCCACGGCAACCAAGACGGUUUCGUUUUUGUUAAAAUUUGAUGGAGCAGGAACAACGGCGUCCUUGAGAACCCUGUCAGGAACACUCGAACCAAAGCUAAGGUCAGUUAAAAAAGCGACCCAAAAGAAAGUAGACAAGGUAGUAAGGACUAUAAGACGCUUCAUGGUGAUUAUAGGAGCGUGGAGCGGGGAAGGAUAAAUACUCAAGAGAUAAAAGCGAAUAUUAGCUUGGAAAUGGUGGUGACCUUUUU